AUGACCGGAAAUGAAACACGGGUUGUCUCCGUCCAGCGACUGAACCAAGGACCGGGAGACCGGUCUCUGGCUGAGUGGUGGGCGGACGAACGCAAGAACGAAACGCCUGAAUCCAAGGCUAUCGAAGAGGCGGCUCAGAUCCUUCGCUCUAGUGAUGUCCCCGUUGCAUUCCCAACAGAGACGGUAUAUGGCCUUGGUGCCGAUGCAACUCGUAGCGCUGCCGUUCAGGGGAUUUACCGCGCGAAGCAGCGGCCUUCUGAUAACCCGUUGAUCGUUCACGUUGAUUCUCUGUCCAUGCUGAAUCGUCUUCUCAACCCGGAAAACCCAGUCAGCCCUAGCGCAACCAAGACACGGCGCGUCUCUAUCCCCGCGAUCUACAGUCCCCUCAUCGAUCGUUUCUGGCCGGGCCCGUUGACAAUCAUUCUCCCCAAUCCCUCUGGAUCUGAGCUGGCUCCAGAGGUCACCUCGAACUUGACCACUUUUGGCGCGCGUAUGCCGGCUUCGCCUUUGGCGCGUCUGCUCAUCCACGCGACGGGACGUCCGCUCGCCGCGCCUUCGGCUAAUGCGUCGACCAAGCCUUCUCCUACAACUGCGCAGCAUGUUUAUCAUGAUCUGCAUGGCCGUAUUGAGCUCGUACUUGAUGGCGGCCCGUCCGGCGUGGGUGUCGAGAGUACUGUUGUAGACGGACUAUGCGACACACCGGCCAUCUUACGCCCAGGCGGCAUCGGCAUUGAAGAGCUGCGCGAGUGCGCAGGCUGGGAGAACGUCACAUUAGCCUACAACGACGGAAAGCUGGAUGUGAAGGAAAUCCCCCGCGCCCCCGGCAUGAAGUACCGCCAUUACUCGCCGAAAGCUCGUGUCGUUCUCUUCGAAGCGGGGUCAAACCCGGCCGGUGUGACUCGUCACGUACAGAAUGAUCUACAUGACACUGCCAUCCACGCGCACAACAUCGGCAUCGUGCGUACCCGCCUCUGGAAGCAGGGAUUGGGCCUUGCAUCCGACAGUCUCCUGGCCGAGGGUCUUAAGCCUGUCGACGCCGCCAUUGAGAACCUGCUUAGCUUCCCUCUGCCAGUGCAGGAGACUGGCAGCCCGACUCGGCGGACCAAGUUAGCCUACGAUUACCACCUCGGCUCCGACACAGUCUCUAUUGCACACGGACUCUUUGCUGCGCUGCGCGCGCUAGAUGAGUGCGACGUCGACGUGAUCUACGUGGAGGGGAUAUCCGACAAAGACGGCGACUUGGCAGCGGCAGUCAUGAAUCGGUUACGGAAAGCGGCCGGAACGGAGAUGAAGGCUUAG
Messenger RNA from Penicillium atrosanguineum, 1299 nucleotides. RefSeq names its product L-threonylcarbamoyladenylate synthase. Gene Ontology annotation, biological process: regulation of translational fidelity. Lineage: Eukaryota; Fungi; Ascomycota; Eurotiomycetes; Eurotiales; Aspergillaceae. Bases 1 to 1299 code for a protein of 432 amino acids. Gene Ontology annotation, cellular component: cytoplasm. Gene Ontology annotation, molecular function: nucleotidyltransferase activity; tRNA binding; double-stranded RNA binding. The transcript has a single exon. The record is from RefSeq and is a predicted model, not a curated record.